UUCAAUAUACAGAAUCAGUAUUUGUAACUAUAAACUUCAGAACAUCAAUUAUUUCCCCACCACACCCAUUUUAGCUCUCUCUGCAGUCUUCACUUCACCCAUGGCUGACCGGCAACAUGAAACCUCCUCAAUUUCCUACCACUCCGCUCCUCCUCCCACCAACAAACCUAAACGAAACUACUAUGCUUUUGCUUGUUCAACCAUGGCUUCCAUGGCUUCCGUCUUACUCGGCUACGAUAUCGGUGUAAUGAGUGGAGCAGUAAUUUUCAUUCAAAAGGAUUUUCAGAUCUCCGACGUGAAAUUGGAAAUUCUUGUUGGGAUUAUAAGUCUUUACGCAAUUAUAGGCACAGCUGCUGCUGGUAGAAUCUCCGACUGGAUUGGCCGCCGUUACACCAUGGGCCUCGCCGCAGCAUUCUUCUUCGUUGGAGCUAUUCUUAUGGGCUUAUCUACUAACUAUUCAUUCCUCAUGUUCGGUAGGUUCUUCGCUGGUAUCGGAAUCGGGUUUGCCUCAUUGAUUGCUCCCGUUUAUACCACAGAGAUUUCUCCUGCGGCCUCUCGUGGUUGCUUUACUUCAUUCCCGGAGAUAUUCAUUAAUGUGGGGAUAUUGCUGGGUUAUGUUUCAAAUUUUGCGUUCUCGAAGCUCCCAACUCACUUGAGUUGGCGUUUCAUGUUAGGAAUUGGUGCGAUUCCCUCAAUCAUCUUAGCAAUAGUUGUGUUAAUAAUGCCUGAAUCCCCACGUUGGCUUGUAAUGAAAGGUCGAAUCUCUGACGCCAAACGUAUCCUCGACAGAACAUCCGUCUCCAUCGAAGAAUCACAACAAAGACUCCUUGACAUCAAACUCGCCGCAGGGAUUCCUCUAAACUUCUCCGGUACAGAUCACGAUCCCAACCUCAUCCCUCCACUCUCCAACUCCACCACCAAAGGCGAAAGCGUGUGGAAAGAACUCUUCAUCCACCCAACUCCCCCCGUCCGUCAUAUCUUAAUAGCCGCUAUUGGACUCCAUUUCUUCCAACAAGCCUCCGGUAACGACGGCGUCGUUCUUUACAGCCCAAGAAUCUUUGAGAAGGCCGGAAUCACCUCCUCUGAUCACAAAUUACUCGCUACAGUGGCUGUCGGAAUUGUCAAAACUGCCUUCAUUUUAGUUGCUACAUUCUUUCUUGACAGAAUGGGACGACGCCCGUGUAUACUUACAAGUGUGGCGGGGCAGACAGUUUCACUGGCCACCCUAGGCUUCAGUCUAACAAUCAUCAAUAAUUCUCACGAAAAAGUCAAAUGGGCUAUAGUUUUGUGUAUAGCUAUGGUACUAUCAAAUGUUUCAUUCUUCUCCAUAGGAUUGGGUCCUAUGGCGUCAGUGUACACAUCGGAGAUAUUCCCACUAAGGCUACGCGCUCUAGGAGUAAGUGUUGCUAUAAUGGCAAACAGAAUUACCAGUGGAGUAGUGACAAUGACGUUUUUGUCACUGUACCACGCAGUUACCAUCGGCGGUGCGUUUUUCCUCUUCGCUGGGAUUUCUGCAGUGAGUUGGUUGUUUUUCUAUGUGGUUUUCCCGGAGACAAGAGGCCAAAACUUGGAGGAUGUUGAAAAGCUUUUUGGUAAUUUUCCAUGGAGAAUGAAGAAAAGUAAGGAUACAACAAACAUAGAAGUGGAACUAAGAGGAUGAAGUGAUUUGAAGAUUGGGGAUAAUGGAUCAUAGAUUACUCUUUAAAUUUAUGUCUCUGUCAAACUUCCUAUCAUAAUACUGUUUUUACUCUAAUUUUCUGUCACACCAAAGUUUGUUGGGUUGAAUUUUAUUUUAAUCAACAUGUCGUAUCAAAGUCUUGUAUCCAUCUUUUUAAAGAUGUUAGGGUGUAUGAGUAUUUGUUCAAAAAGAUUCCAUGAUGAUGGGGAAUUCAAUUAAUAUCAAUUACCAAUAAUCCACCCCUUAUGUAUGUUUUGAAUA
Molecule: messenger RNA, 1939 nt
Organism: Cucumis sativus (cucumber)
Lineage: Eukaryota; Viridiplantae; Streptophyta; Magnoliopsida; Cucurbitales; Cucurbitaceae
Product: polyol transporter 5
Exons: 3
Coding region: 101-1660 (519 amino acids)
Biological process (GO): transmembrane transport
Cellular component (GO): membrane
Molecular function (GO): carbohydrate transmembrane transporter activity
Source: RefSeq, a predicted model, not a curated record